AUGAAGAAACUCAGCAAUUCAACAAUCAUUGGCAAGAAGAGGAAGAAAAUAGCUGAAAACAAAGAGAACGAAAAACCACAAUUCCCGGUUCAUAGUAAAAUUCAGAGUCCUGGAUCUGGAAAUGGAUUGCAGCAAUCCAAUCACUACGUCUUUGGUGUUUUUGAAAAUUCCAUCAAUUCACCAUUGAGCAUUAUAACUCAUAGUGGUAUAUUAGUCAAAUCGAGUAUUACUUGCACCAAAAAACUGUGUCAAGGUGAAAGAUCGAAUAAAGGUAAAUAUGAUGGUCAAUGUUCGUUGUGCCCACCAACUCAUACAAACAGUAAUCCCUUAAGGUCAAAUUUAUCCUUUGAUUAUUGUCGUAAUUUAGAAGAUGAGUUUGCACAGGUUUUGCAAGAAACAACGCCGGUUACAUGCGGAUUUAAGGGUAAUUAUUUGCCUAAUUGUUCUUUGGAAACUAAUUGCAUUAUGCAAAGAAGUGAAAAAAGGACGCAUGAAUCACCACAAGUUGUUUGUAAUUUAGAAGAAUUGUUCCUUAAUGUUGAUAGAGUCAAUGACGCUUAUGAUCCCCUAGAUGCUGUUACUUACCACGAUAUUGGUGACCCCACUAAUAUAUGUGAACACUGCAAUGCAAUCUUCUGGUUUGAAGAGCGAGUCAAUAAGUCGGUGCGCAAUAAAACACCAAAAUAUUCAUCGUGCUGUGGACAUGGGAAAAUCAAGUUGCCCAAAAUGCGGAUACCUCCUAAAAGGAUUUUUGACCUUUUCUUUACUAAAGGACAAAAACAAAAAGAAUUUCUACAACACAUUAGGAGGUACAAUAACAUGUUUUCGUUUACUUCAUUAGGAGCAAAAGUCGACAAAUCCAUAAACAUCGGUAAUUCCCCACCCAUUUUUAGAAUCAAUGGACAAAACUUUCAUUUAAUGGGAGGAUUACUUCCGCAACAAGGAAAUAAGCCCAAAUUUGCCCAGCUAUACAUCCAUGACACAGAAAAUGAGGUGGAAAACCGCAUCAACGCAUUUAGCCUUUCACAAAAUAUCGAUCAAUUACAUGUCACUAUAGUGGAAGAUAUUAAGCAAGAUUUAGAUGAUCACAAUGUGUUGGUGAAAUCAUUCCGGUUAGUAAGAAAUCAAAUUCAAUCUAAUCCAAGAGUAGAGUUUAAGAUGAGGUUGAUUGGUAAACGGAAUGCUGAUGCCAGGACAUACAACUUACCAUCUGUAUCUGAGGUAGCUGCCUUGAUCGUCGGUGACUUGGACCCCACAAUGGGUCAACGAGAUAUUUUGGUUGAGAGUAAUGCAGGUGGCCUAAAGAGGAUAAAUGAGCUCAAUCCAGCAUAUUUGCCUUUGCAGUAUCCUAUUCUCUUUCCGUAUGGCGAAGACGGUUACAGAGAAGAUAUUCAAUUCAAUGUCACCAGAAACCAACAUGGUGGUGGUAGAGUUCGUGUGUCACAGCGUGAGUUCUUCGCUUUUAGGAUACAUGAAAGGUUGAAUGAAGUAUCCACAAUGCUAUAUGCUAGGAGACUUUUCCAGCAAUUUCUGGUGGAUGCAUACACCAUGGUUGAAUCUAGCAGGCUUCUGUAUAUUAGAAACAAUCAAAAGGCAUUGAGAUGUGAAGCGUAUAAAGGACUUUCAGAUGCUUUGACCAGAGGAGAAGUUGAUACCAGCAAACAAGGUAAAAGAAUAAUUUUACCAUCAAGCUUCACUUGCGGUGCUAGGUAUAUGAUUCAGAAUUAUCAGGAUGCAAUGGCAAUUUGUCGACACAAGGGAUAUCCAAACUUAUUUAUCACUUUCACAUGUAAUCCAAAGUGGCCUGAGAUUCAAAGAUACAUGCAAAAAUGCAAUUUGAAAGCCGAAGAUAGGCCUGACAUUAUAUGUAGGAUUUUCAAGCUGAAGUUAGAUUCUUUAGUGAAAGAAAUAAGAUCAGGGAAUCUAUUUGGUGUUGUCACUGCAGUGGUAUAUACUAUUGAAUUUCAGAAGCGUGGAUUACCGCACGCUCACAUUCUAAUAUUCCUACAAAGAUUGGUAAUACCCUUUACAUCAGAAACUAUGGACAAUUUCAUUUCCGCAGAAAUUCCGGACAAAGAAGUAGACAUUGAUUACUACCAAGCUGUUCAAGAAUUUAUGAUUCACGGUCCAUGUGGUAUAGAAAAGCCCAAAUCUCCGUGCAUGGUUAACAACAAGUGUUCAAAACACUUCCCAAAGAAAUUUGUUGAUGUAUCCACUUUGGAUGACGACGGGUAUCCAAUUUACAAGCGUCGUGACAAUGGUAAAACUGUGGAGAAGAAUGGUGUGCAAUUGGAUAACAGAUAUGUCGUACCACAUAAUAGAUACUUGCUUCUCAAAUAUAAGGCCCACAUCAACGUAGAAUGGUGUAACCAAUCUAGGUCAAUCAAGUAUCUGUUUAAGUAUGUGAACAAAGGUAAUGAUAGGGUCACAGCGGAAUUCUAUAGAAGCACCACUGAUGAGCGGUCAAAUGAGGUUGUAGAUGAAAUCAGCAUGUAUUAUGAUUGCAGGUAUGUUUCUGCAUGCGAAGCAGCUUGGAGGCUUCUUAGCUUUGAUGUCCAAUUUAGGCACCCUCCAGUGGAAAGAUUAAGUUUUCAUCUUCCGGAUUGCCAAUCAGUUGUGUUCGAGGAUGAUGACCGUAUUGAAAAUGUACUUAAUCGACCGACAGUAAAUCAAAGCAUGUUCACUGCAUGGUUUGAUGCUAACAAGAAAUUUGAUUCUGCUAGGGCCUUGCCUUAUAUUGACAUGCCAACCAAGUUUGUGUGGAAGAAGGAUAUUAGAGAGUGGCAUCCAAGGCAGAGAGGGUUCGCUAUUGGAAGAAUUUUUUAUGUACCUCCCGGAAGCGGUGAAAUAUAUUACUUGAGAUGUCUCCUAAAUGUAGUUCGAGGUCCUACAAAUUUUGAAGACAUUAAGUCAUAUAAGGGUGUAAUAUAUCCAACUUUUCGAGAUGUCUGCUAUGCCAGAGGGUUGUUAGAUGAUGAUCAAGAGUACAUUGAUGCAAUUAAUGAAGCAAGUCAGUGGGCUACUGCUGCAGCAAUGAGGAAAUUAUUUGUCAUAUUACUUACCUCAAACUUGAUUAACCGCCCGGAAAAUGUUUGGAAUGAAGUGUGGCAUCACCUAUCAGAGGAUGUACAAUAUAACAGACGUAGAGUGUUGCAAGAUAGAGAGUUGUGUUUAUCUGAUGAUGACAAGAAGAAUUUGGCGCUGAUUGAAAUUGAGCGAUUAUUACAAUUGUACAACAAGACCUUGAGCGAUUAUCCUCACAUGCCAACUCCAAACUAUGAUUCAGAAUGGCGAUGUGAUAAUAGGCUGUUGUUUGCUGAGCUCAAUUAUGAUCGUGUUGCAUUAAGAGAUGAGAGUGAGUUGAUGGAAAAGCAAUUGACUGAUGAGCAAACUAUUGUAUACGAUACUAUUCUACACGAUAUCCAGCAACAUAAUGGGGGCCUCUACUUCGUAUACGGAUACGGUGGUACAUGGAAAACAUUUGUUUGGAAGGCCCUAUCAGCAAAAAUACGGUCACAGGGUGAUAUUGUCAUCAACGUUGCAUCUAGCGGUAUUGCAUCUUUGCUUUUGCCAGGAGGUCGAACUGCACACUCAAGAUUUGCCAUACCGAUUGGUGUUACCGAAGAUUCCACAUGCAACAUCGCUCCGGGAAGCCACCUUGCCGAAUUAAUUGUAAAGUGCAAGCUUAUAAUAUGGGAUGAAGCACCAAUGAUGCACAAACACUGCUUCGAGGCCCUUGAUCGAACAUUGCGUGAUCUAUUGCGCUUCAGUGAUCCUCAUAGUAACAAAAAAACUUUUGGUGGCAAGACUGUGGUUUUGGGCGGUGAUUUCAGACAAAUUUUGCCAGUUGUCCCUAAAGGUUCGAGGCAAGAUAUUGUUUCAGCUUCAAUCAACUCUUCUUAUCUGUGGGAUUCCUGUAAAGUUCUUAGGUUAACAAAGAAUCUAAGACUGAACAAUAGGGAACCAGGAGUUGAUAUGCAAAAGGUUGAACAAUUUGCGUCAUGGUUAGCUGCUAUCGGAGAUGGUACAAUGGGGGGUCCUAAUGAUGGUUAUGCAAAUGUCGAAAUCCCUAAUGAAAUGUUGUUGCCAUCCACUGGUGAUCACAUAGCCACAAUUGUUGAUAGCAUAUUCCCAAUGUUCAAAGAGGGUUGUUGUCAGGUUCAAUACAUGGAAAGUCGUGCAAUUUUGGCUCCAACACUAGAUGUCGUCAAUGCAAUCAAUGAGUAUAUGACUAAUUUGCAUGUCGCUGAAAGCAAGACCUAUCUAAGUUGGGACACAGUAUGCAAAUCUGAUUCAAGUGAUGGUAUCCUAAAUGAUAUGCACACUCCUGAGUUUCUAAAUGGUUUAAAAGCUUCUGGAAUCCCUAACCAUGCUUUAACUUUAAAGGUUGGCUCUCCCGUGAUGUUAUUGAGAAACAUAGAUCACUCGAUGGGGCUAUGCAAUGGUACAAGACUCAUAAUUACCAGGUUAUCGGAUCAUGUUGUGGAAGCAAAGAUUGUAACUGGAAACAAUGCAGACAAAAUUGUCCUGAUUCCACGGAUGUCAAUGACCCCUACUGAUACAAGAUUGCCGUUCAAAUUCCAAAGAAGGCAAUUUCCUUUAAUGCUCUCAUACGCAAUGACUAUCAACAAGAGCCAAGGUCAAACUUUGACGCAUGUAGGGUUACUCUUAAGGAAACCGGUAUUUGUUCAUGGACAACUUUACGUUGCUGCUUCAAGGAUUAGCAACCCUAAAGUGGUUGAAUGA
Messenger RNA from Ipomoea triloba (trilobed morning glory), 4746 nucleotides. RefSeq lists its product as uncharacterized. The record is from RefSeq and is a predicted model, not a curated record. The transcript is spliced from 10 exons. NCBI's taxonomy places the organism in Eukaryota, Viridiplantae, Streptophyta, Magnoliopsida, Solanales, Convolvulaceae. Bases 1 to 4746 code for a protein of 1581 amino acids. Gene Ontology annotation, biological process: DNA repair; telomere maintenance. Gene Ontology annotation, molecular function: DNA helicase activity.